This is a messenger RNA of Prorocentrum cordatum, 1173 nucleotides long. The record is from the annotation of a GenBank genome assembly. Lineage: Eukaryota; Dinophyceae; Prorocentrales; Prorocentraceae.
AUGGCCGCCCAGCGGGUCGUGCUCGCGCUGCUCGUGCUCCCCUGGGGCUGCGGCGCCGCACAGACCGCGGGGGAGCUCUACUGCGGCGAGCAGGACAACUGCUACGAUCUGCUGGGCGUCGACCGCAGCGCGGACGCGGCGACAAUCAAGAAGGCCUACCGGAAGCUCGCCCUGAAGUGGCACCCGGACAAGAACAAGCAGGCCGGCGCCAAGGAGCGCUUCACGAAGAUCAGCCGGGCGCACGAGGUGCUCUCGGACGACAAGCUGCGCCCAGCCUACGACUAUGGGCCUCGCCUGGACGAGCGUAGACGCUCCGAGAGUGUCUUCGGCCAGCAGGGCCCGGCCAUCGACGUCCGCGAGCGCCUGCGCCAGGGGGAGGUCGCGCUGAGCUGCGAUUGCGACUGCGGGUCGCAGUGGGGAGCGCUGGCAUUGUACUGCUCAGCCUCCGUCCGUCUCCUGGCCUUCCUUCCUAUCUCCUUCCGCUGGUACUACCAUGCGGUCUACGCCCCGAAGACACCGCUGUGGGCCGUCACCACCGGAGUGUUGCUCUUCUUCUCCCUGCUGCAGUACAUCAACCAGCACUGGAAGUACAAUUCCAUGAUGCGUUGCAUAAGGAUCUUUGCCGCGCUCGCAGAUCACAAGGACGCGAGCCGCGUGCGCACAUUGCUCCACUCGCCAUGCCGCGAUAGGUACCAGCAGAAGUUCCAGAAGCGCGUCAACGAGCGCCUGGAGGCUGAAAUUGCCGCGCACAAAGGCAAGCUGAACAAGACGGAGAGGGAUAUCCUGCGACAGAGGGUGGAGGCGGACGUCAUCGAGAACGAGGUGCAGCUCUCCGGGGGCGACUUUUCGAAGCCGAACUUUUGGUCAUUGGUGGUGUUUCGGUUCGCGCUCCUCCCCGUGACUAUCACGAGGUGGUUGUGCUCGUGUGCGCAGUGGCAUUGGAGGUUCACGGUCAAGAAGGCGGGCGGCCCCGAAAGCGCGUUCCGCCGUAAUUAGGAGUAUAUCCAAAUCCGCCGCGUCAGAGUCGCGCCCUGGGACCUCGGAGAGCGGUGGGCUUGGAUACUCGCCCGCCCCGCGGGGAAGCAUCCAUCUCCACCGCUCCCCCAUGGGCCCGGGGUGGGCGUGCAUUGGUGGUGCGCGCGCGUCUUCUGUCACGCUGUUUCCAUGGAGCAG